GGCAGCUCCGGGUCUAUAAAGACAGGCUUCCCGGGCGAGCCGGGAGAUUUGGACGCCCCUGCCUGGGAGGUGUGCCAGAUCUGAGCUCUCCACCCGGUUUCUUCUCCGCUGUCCCCCCAGUUGGAGAUCUGGGACCAACCAGGCACCAUGGCGCAGAAGGGCCAGCUCAGCGAUGAUGAGAAGUUCCUCUUUGUGGACAAAAACUUCGUCAACAGCCCAGUGGCCCAGGCCGACUGGGCCGCCAAGAAGCUGGUCUGGGUCCCUUCGGAGAAGCAGGGCUUCGAGGCAGCCAGCAUCAAGGAGGAGAAAGGGGACGAGGUGAUCGUGGAGCUGGUGGAGAAUGGCAAGAAGGUGACGGUCGGCAAAGAUGACAUCCAGAAGAUGAACCCGCCCAAAUUCUCCAAGGUGGAGGACAUGGCAGAGCUGACGUGCCUCAACGAGGCCUCUGUGCUGCACAACCUGAGGGAGAGGUACUUCUCCGGGCUCAUCUACACGUACUCCGGCCUCUUCUGCGUGGUGGUCAACCCCUACAAGCAGCUGCCCAUCUACUCAGAGAAGAUCGUGGACAUGUACAAGGGCAAGAAGAGGCACGAGAUGCCACCCCACAUCUACGCCAUCGCUGACACGGCCUACCGGAGCAUGCUGCAAGAUCGAGAGGACCAGUCCAUUCUGUGCACAGGCGAGUCUGGAGCCGGGAAGACGGAAAACACCAAGAAGGUCAUCCAGUACCUGGCCGUGGUGGCCUCCUCCCACAAGGGCAAGAAGGACACAAGCAUCACGCAAGGCCCAUCUUUUGCCUACGGUGAGCUGGAGAAGCAGCUUCUACAAGCAAACCCGAUUCUGGAGGCUUUUGGCAACGCGAAGACGGUCAAGAACGACAACUCUUCACGGUUUGGCAAAUUCAUCCGCAUCAACUUCGAUGUCACUGGUUACAUCGUGGGAGCCAACAUCGAGACGUAUCUGCUGGAGAAGUCUCGGGCCAUUCGCCAAGCCAGAGACGAGAGGACGUUCCACAUCUUUUACUACCUGAUUGCUGGAGCGAAGGACAAGAUGAAAAAUGACUUGCUUUUGGAGGGCUUCAACAACUACACAUUCCUCUCCAAUGGCUUUGUGCCCAUCCCAGCUGCCCAGGAUGACGAGAUGUUCCAGGAAACCCUGGAAGCCAUGGCGAUCAUGGGCUUCAGUGAUGAGGAGCAGCUGUCCAUACUGAAGGUGGUGUCGUCCGUCCUGCAGCUUGGAAAUAUUGUCUUCAAGAAGGAAAGAAACACAGACCAAGCAUCAAUGCCGGAUAACACAGCUGCUCAGAAAGUUUGCCACCUCAUGGGAAUUAAUGUGACAGAUUUCACCAGAUCUAUCCUGACCCCACGUAUCAAGGUUGGGCGGGAUGUAGUACAGAAAGCUCAAACAAAAGAGCAGGUAAUGAUGCAUUUGCUUCCACAGAACAACCCUCCGGGUGUGCUGGCCCUGCUGGACGAGGAGUGCUGGUUCCCUAAAGCCACAGACAAGUCCUUCGUGGAGAAGCUGUGCACGGAGCAGGGCAACCACCCCAAGUUUCAGAAGCCCAAGCAGCUCAAGGACAAAACAGAGUUCUCCAUCAUCCACUAUGCCGGGAAGGUGGACUACAAUGCCAGUGCCUGGCUGACCAAGAACAUGGACCCGCUGAAUGACAACGUGACUUCCCUCCUCAAUGCCUCCUCGGACAAGUUUGUGGCCGACCUGUGGAAGGACGUGGACCGCAUUGUGGGCCUGGACCAGAUGGCCAAGAUGACCGAGAGCUCACUGCCCAGCGCCUCCAAGACCAAGAAGGGCAUGUUCCGCACGGUGGGGCAGCUGUACAAAGAGCAGCUGGGGAAGCUGAUGACCACGUUGCGCAACACCACACCCAACUUUGUGCGCUGCAUCAUCCCCAACCACGAGAAGAGGUCGGGCAAGCUGGACGCCUUUCUGGUGCUGGAGCAGCUGCGGUGCAACGGGGUGUUGGAAGGCAUCCGCAUCUGCCGUCAGGGCUUCCCCAACAGGAUCGUCUUCCAGGAGUUUCGCCAGCGCUACGAGAUCCUGGCUGCCAACGCCAUUCCCAAAGGCUUCAUGGACGGGAAGCAGGCCUGCAUUCUCAUGAUCAAAGCCCUGGAACUCGACCCCAACUUGUACAGAAUCGGGCAGAGCAAAAUCUUCUUCCGAACGGGGGUCCUGGCCCAUCUGGAAGAGGAACGAGACUUGAAGAUCACCGACGUCAUCAUGGCUUUCCAGGCCAUGUGUCGCGGCUACCUGGCCAGAAAGGCCUUUGCCAAGCGGCAGCAACAGCUGACAGCCAUGAAGGUGAUUCAGAGGAACUGCGCGGCCUACCUCAAGCUGAGGAAUUGGCAGUGGUGGAGGCUCUUCACCAAAGUGAAGCCGCUGCUGCAGGUGACGCGGCAGGAGGAGGAGAUGCAGGCCAAGGAGGACGAGCUGCAGAAGACCAAGGAGCUGCAGAAGAAGGCGGAGAGCGAGCUCAAGGAGCUGGAGCAGAGGCACACGCAGCUGGCCGAGGAGAAGAGCCUGCUCCAGGAGCAGCUGCAGGCCGAGACGGAGCUGUACGCCGAGGCCGAGGAGAUGCGGGUGCGCCUGGCGGCUAAGAAGCAGGAGCUGGAGGAGAUCCUGCACGAGAUGGAGGCCCGCCUGGAGGAGGAGGAAGACCGGGGCCAACAGCUGCAGGCCGAGAAGAAGAAGAUGGCCCAGCAGAUGCUGGACCUGGAGGAGCAGCUGGAGGAGGAGGAAGCUGCGAGGCAGAAGUUACAGCUCGAGAAGGUCACAGCCGAGGCCAAGAUCAAGAAACUGGAGGACGAUAUUCUGGUCAUGGAUGAUCAGAACAACAAGCUGUCCAAAGAGCGAAAACUCCUCGAAGAGAGGAUUAGUGACUUAACCACAAAUCUUGCAGAAGAGGAGGAAAAGGCCAAGAACCUUACCAAGCUAAAAAACAAGCACGAAUCUAUGAUUUCAGAACUGGAAGUGCGGCUGAAGAAGGAGGAGAAGAGUCGGCAGGAGCUGGAGAAGCUGAAGAGGAAGCUCGAGGGCGAGGCCAGUGACUUCCACGAGCAGAUAGCGGACCUGCAGGCACAGAUCGCGGAGCUCAAGAUGCAGCUGGCCAAGAAGGAGGAGGAGCUGCAGGCCGCCCUGAGCAGGCUGGACGAUGAAAUCGCUCAGAAGAACAACGCUCUCAAGAAGAUCCGGGAGCUGGAGAGUCACAUCUCAGACCUGCAGGAGGACUUGGACUCAGAACGGGCCGCGAGAAACAAGGCCGAGAAGCAGAAGCGGGACCUGGGGGAGGAGCUGGAGGCGCUCAAGACAGAGCUGGAGGACACGCUGGACAGCACGGCCACCCAGCAGGAGCUCAGGGCCAAGAGGGAACAAGAGGUGACGGUGCUGAAGAAGGCCCUGGACGAGGAGACCCGGUCCCACGAGGCGCAGGUCCAGGAGAUGAGACAGAAGCACACACAGGCGGUGGAGGAACUCACCGAGCAGUUGGAGCAGUUCAAGAGGGCCAAGGCCAACCUAGACAAGAACAAGCAGACGCUGGAGAAGGAGAACGCAGACCUGGCCGGGGAGCUGCGGGUCCUGAACCAGGCGAAGCAGGAGGUGGAGCACAAGAAGAAGAAGCUGGAGGUGCAGCUCCAGGAACUGCAGUCCAAGUGCAGCGAUGGGGAGCGGGCCCGGGCCGAGCUCAAUGACAAGGUCCACAAGCUGCAGAAUGAAGUGGAGAGUGUCACAGGGAUGCUCAACGAGGCUGAGGGGAAGGCCAUAAAACUGGCCAAGGAUGUGGCAUCCCUUGGGUCCCAGCUCCAGGACACCCAGGAGCUGCUUCAAGAAGAAACCCGGCAGAAACUCAAUGUGUCCACCAAGUUGCGCCAGCUGGAGGACGAGAGGAACAGCCUGCAGGACCAGCUGGACGAGGAGAUAGACGCCAAGCAGAACCUGGAGCGCCACAUCUCAACUCUGAACAUCCAGCUCUCCGAUUCGAAGAAGAAGCUACAGGACUUUGCCAGCACCGUGGAGGCCUUGGAAGAGGGCAAGAAGCGGUUCCAGAAGGAAAUCGAAGGCCUCACCCAGCAGUACGAAGAGAAGGCAGCUGCUUAUGACAAACUGGAAAAGACCAAGAACAGGCUUCAGCAGGAGCUGGACGACCUGGUCGUCGAUUUGGACAACCAGCGGCAACUGGUGUCCAACCUGGAAAAGAAGCAGAAGAAGUUUGAUCAGUUGUUAGCCGAGGAGAAGAGCAUCUCUUCCAAAUACGCGGAUGAAAGGGACAGAGCCGAGGCAGAAGCCAGGGAAAAGGAAACCAAGGCCUUGUCGCUGGCGCGAGCCCUCGAAGAGGCCCUGGAAGCCAAAGAGGACCUCGAGAGAGCCAACAAAAUGCUCAAGGCCGAGAUGGAGGGCCUGGUCAGCUCCAAGGAUGACGUGGGCAAGAACGUCCACGAGCUGGAGAAGUCCAAGCGGGCCCUGGAGACCCAGAUGGAGGAGAUGAAGACCCAGCUGGAGGAGCUGGAGGACGAGCUGCAGGCCACGGAGGACGCCAAGCUGCGGCUCGAGGUCAACAUGCAGGCCCUCAAGGGCCAGUUUGAGCGGGACCUCCAGGCUCGGGAUGAACAGAACGAAGAGAAGAGGCGGCAGCUCCAGAGGCAGCUGCACGAGUACGAGACAGAACUGGAAGACGAGAGAAAGCAACGUGCCCUGGCAACGGCCGCCAAGAAGAAGCUGGAAGGGGACCUGAAGGACCUGGAGCUGCAGGCCGACUCGGCCAUCAAGGGCCGGGAGGAAGCCAUCAAGCAGCUGCGGAAACUGCAGGCCCAGAUGAAGGACUUCCAGAGAGAGCUGGAAGAUGCCCGUGCCUCCAGAGAUGAGAUCUUUGCCACCGCCAAAGAGAAUGAGAAGAAAGCCAAGAGCUUAGAAGCCGACCUCAUGCAGCUACAGGAGGAUCUGGCCGCGGCUGAGAGGGCUCGCAAACAGGCCGACUUGGAGAAGGAGGAACUGGCAGAGGAACUGACCAGCAGCGUCUCAGGAAGGAACACACUUCAGGACGAGAAGCGCCGCCUGGAGGCCCGGAUCGCGCAGCUGGAAGAGGAGCUGGAGGAGGAGCAAGGCAACAUGGAGGCCAUGAGUGACCGCGUGCGGAAGGCCACGCAGCAGGCCGAGCAGCUCAACAACGAACUGGCCACGGAGCGCAGCGCGGCCCAGAAGAACGAGAGCGCAAGGCAGCAGCUCGAGCGGCAGAACAAGGAGCUCCGAAGCAAGCUGCAAGAGAUGGAGGGGGCCGUCAGGUCCAAGUUCAAGUCCACCAUUGCGGCACUGGAGGCCAAGAUCGCGCAGCUGGAGGAGCAGGUGGAGCAGGAGGCCAGAGAGAAGCAGGCGGCCACCAAGUCGCUGAAGCAGAAGGACAAGAAGCUGAAGGAGGUCCUGCUGCAGGUGGAGGACGAGCGCAAGAUGGCGGAGCAGUACAAGGAGCAGGCAGAGAAAGGAAAUGCCAAGGUCAAGCAACUCAAGAGGCAGCUGGAGGAGGCGGAGGAGGAGUCCCAGCGCAUCAAUGCCAACCGCAGGAAGCUGCAGCGGGAGCUGGAUGAAGCCACGGAGAGCAACGAAGCCAUGGGCCGCGAGGUGAACGCGCUCAAGAGCAAGCUCAGAGGCCCCCUUCCCCAGGAAACUCCGCAAUGACUCACCAGGCGAGGAAACGAGCCCUCCUUUGUUCCCUCUAGAAGGUCUGGAGGACGUCGAGUUAUU
This is a messenger RNA of Herpailurus yagouaroundi (jaguarundi), 5748 nucleotides long. RefSeq names its product myosin heavy chain 11 (gene MYH11). Lineage: Eukaryota; Metazoa; Chordata; Mammalia; Carnivora; Felidae. The record is from RefSeq and is a predicted model, not a curated record. Gene Ontology annotation, cellular component: myosin filament; myosin II complex; cytoplasm. The coding region runs from base 148 to 5682 and encodes 1844 amino acids. Gene Ontology annotation, molecular function: actin filament binding; microfilament motor activity; ATP binding. The transcript is spliced from 41 exons. Gene Ontology annotation, biological process: actomyosin structure organization.